UUUAAAGAGAAAUAAGGUGUUCGUUAUAUGAAUGAAUAAAGAGAAGAACUGAAUUUCAGUUGAUUCUUUGUUCAUAGGGAUUUCUUUGUUGUACGGGUGUUUCUUUGUUCUCCGUAGCAAAAUUCACAACACCAUACUCUCUUCCCCUUCAUCCCUUUAGCACAAUUGAAAUUGAAAAAAAAAAAAGUAAAAGAAAGAACAAGGAAACUUGUUCCAAAGAAAUUUUUCUUUCAAUUUCCAUUCGUUCCGUUUUACUUUGAACUAUCAACUACAUUCUCCAUUCCAAGCAUCUAAUUUCUUUUUCAUUUCUUCCUUUUCUUCUUUUUAUUUUCUUUGUCCACACGCGUCGAGUGUGGUGUAUAGACAGAUUCUCACCUAGAAAAACAGAAUUCGGUGAUAACUUGACGAAUUGGUCCCAUUCCAACUAGAUUCUUGCAUUGGUUUUCUACUUCUUUGGGGAGCAUUGAUUUUAUUUUCUCAAAGGUUGUGUUUUAUAUCUAGACGGGUUCGUUGCUUUUCUUUUUCUUUUUUACUUUUUUUCCUUACUACUACUCUGGGAAUAGUAGUUAUAAUAGUGGAGAGACUUUUUCUCCUAUUUGUCUCUAGAGUCUUUUUUUACUACGCGCGUUUUCUUUUGCGAUAUUUUCCAAUUGACGUUUACAAGUCUUUUCAAUUCACGGAUUUUAACCUGAUUUUCCCAUCAAUCUACAAAGAUUCGACCUUUUAAAUCACUUGAUCCUCUUUUACGUUUGCUUGUAAUAUUCUUUUCCUAUUUCUUUCCGUUAAUUCUUUUCGGUCCUAAUUUUUGAUUUCUCUUUGUCUCUUUUUUUUUUUAAUUAUAUUGGUUUUAUUAACGUUGGUAUUUGUGUUUUUCUAAUCCUUUUCUCCUACCGUCGCCCUUCUUUUUAUAUUUCGUUUCCCUUUUUUGUUGUUGUUUCCGAAAAAAUUCAAACUUGGGAAAAAGGUCGCGCAAACCCAUAUAUUGUCAUCUUCACUUUAAAUUUCCUUUUUUUUUUUGUGUGUUGAUUUUCUCGCGUCAUAACGAUUCCUUUUUUUUUUCAAUUCAUAUCUCUUCAUUUAAAAUUGUACUACGGGAGAAUUUCUCAAUUUCAGCCGAAAGUCUGAUUUUGAUCUAAAAUUACUUUUUCAUUUCAUAUUCUGCUUUUCCUUUUCCUUAUUCAUUCACCGUCCGUUCUCAUCUCAUCUCUUUUGUUUUGUUCAUAUAUACUUCCCUACUCUCUCUCCCAUUCCCAUUUCUUUCUAAAGAAAAAAAAAAUUAUAAAAGUGAUUCUUGCUUCGUUUUGCUUGUCUUUAUGAACAUCCUCUAUCCUAUUUCAAGUCAAUUCCUUAUCUCUUUACUUGUUGACCCCUUUCUAGUUAAUCCUCUCAUCUUAUAAUCCUUCUAGUCAUUCAUCGUGUGCAUUCGUAUUCUUUCACGGGAAUUCCGCCUAGCCUCCAUUCUCUUUUCUAUCUAACGGCCGAUUGAACCCGGUCUUUUACCGUCUCAAUAUGCGUUUGGCUCCCGAAGCUCGCAUAGGCGAAACAUUAGAUGAUUCGUUGCGCUUUAUUUCAGUCAUUGGCGUCGGUGCAUAUGGUGUCGUCUAUAAAGCAGAAGAUCUUUACGAUGGUACGUUAUAUGCAGUGAAAGCCUUAUGCAAAGAUGGCCUGGAUGCAAAGCAAAAAUUACUACAAUCUAAAGAAUUGUAUUUGCAUGCGCGCGUACAGUCUCAUCCUAAUAUAUUGUCUUUAUACCGUGUCUUGGACACCGAAGAUACAAUUUAUGUGGUAUUGCAAUAUUGUCCUGACGGUGACUUAUUUACCUGCAUUACCGAAAAAAACCUCUACCGUGGUAACGAUUCCUUGAUAAAACACGUCUUUAGUCAACUCAUCAGUGCUGUUCAACAUUGUCACUCAGUUGGCAUCUAUCACCGUGAUUUAAAGCCCGAAAAUAUCCUCGUAGACAAUGAAGGGCGUACGGUUUACUUGGCCGAUUUUGGUCUCGCAACCACGGAUGAACUCUCAAGUGACUAUGGUUGCGGCAGUCUAUUUUACAUGUCUCCCGAAUGCCAGCGUGAAUCCUCCAACCCAAAUGCACUUUCUUGCGUGGGUUAUCGAGCAUGUACACCGUUGACGAAUGAGUCAUCCGAGAAACCUUCUUCCGCGUUUGGUACGGCACCCAACGAUGUUUGGGCGCUAGGGAUUAUACUCAUUAAUUUGUGCUGCCAAAGGAAUCCUUGGAAACGGGCAUGUUCCCAAACCGACGGUACGUAUCGCUCCUACGUGCAAAAUCCUUCGACUUUGUUGAGCAUUCUGCCCAUAAGCCGAGAAUUGAAUUCCUUGCUGAAUCGUAUUUUUGAUCGAAACCCAAAAACAAGAAUAGGAUUACUGGAGCUUUCAACUGUUGUCAGUAAUUGUAAAUCGUUUACCCGAAGAAUGCGUCCAGCUCCCCUAGUAUCCUCAAAAUAUCUUGCCUACCAACGUCAACAACAACAGGAAAUCCGAAAUAUGCAAGAAGCAAAUGGGUAUGUAAAUUCAGCAUAUGCAUCGAAUCCGCAAAUUGGUCUUCCGUGGCCUCCUACACCUCAUCUUCCAAAUCAAUGGAAGUCACCCUACACGCCCACGCUUCCCGUCCCUUUUCCGGUGCUGACGCCAAACUCGGCGACCCCUUCCGAAUACAACAAGGUACCACCAAUUACAGCUCCAUUAUUUGCAACCGAUACGAACUGGCCUUGUCAUAACUCACCCGCUGGAAAUUACCUCCCUCCUACUCCUGUUCCAUCUCAAAAUGAAUCCGACUUUUUAGGAUACUCGGCGCAUAGAGCACCGAUGGUAGCUGCUUCUCCUUAUGCCACGGGAUUUGUAUUGUGUCCGGCGCCACCGGGACGAAGCCCGAACUUAAUGGAUGCUCCACGAAAAUCACUUUAAGCGUUGAUGAGUUCCUUUCUUCCUUCGGACGUGAAUUUCGUAGGAUGCUUUUGUUUUCUCUUUUUAUAGUUUUUUUUCCACCGAUUUGCUUCAACGAAACAGCGCUUGGCCCUUUUUUUUUCACUGAUGUAUUUGUAUUAUUUAUGUAUAUUUGCAAGUAUUUGGCUUGCUCUUUAAUUUUCCUUUUUUUUCACGGUUUACUAGUUUUAAUGAAU
This is a messenger RNA of Schizosaccharomyces octosporus yFS286, 3140 nucleotides long. RefSeq names its product RAN protein kinase Ran1. The transcript has a single exon. Lineage: Eukaryota; Fungi; Ascomycota; Schizosaccharomycetes; Schizosaccharomycetales; Schizosaccharomycetaceae. The record is from RefSeq and is a predicted model, not a curated record. The coding region runs from base 1510 to 2925 and encodes 471 amino acids. Gene Ontology annotation, biological process: autophagy; peptidyl-serine phosphorylation. Gene Ontology annotation, cellular component: cytoplasm. Gene Ontology annotation, molecular function: protein serine/threonine kinase activity; ATP binding.